Molecule: messenger RNA, 801 nt
Organism: Triticum aestivum (bread wheat)
Lineage: Eukaryota; Viridiplantae; Streptophyta; Magnoliopsida; Poales; Poaceae
Exons: 3
Coding region: 151-543 (130 amino acids)
Molecular function (GO): zinc ion binding; nucleic acid binding
Source: RefSeq, a predicted model, not a curated record
GCUUAUGGUCAUGUCAUAAUGCCAACUAGAGAUCCUAAAGAUUGGCCCAAAACUAAUGGUGUUGCAAUUAAACCACCAAGGUAUGAAAGUUGUUCGAAGGCCUAGUACAAAAAGAAAAAGAACCCUGUUGAGGAGGAGGAGGGAAGAAGGAUGAGUAGACAUGGAAUUGCAGGCCAUUGCAGUGUUUGCAAUACAGAAGGACACAACAAGAGAAAGUGCCCUCAGCUAGGAAGGGAUCCAACAGGAGCGGCUAGUCAAGCAACACAUGUUGGUGAAGAUGCACCUGCUAAAGCAACACCAGCUGGUGAAGAUGCACCUGCUGAAGCAACACCAGCUGGUGAAGAUACACCUGCUGCUCAAGCUGGAGCUGGUCAACCAGCAACAAAAGCAACCAAGAAAAAGCUUCCAGUGAAGAGGAAGAUUUUGUGCAAACCAAAGGAAACUGCUAGCACGAGUGUGGCUGCAUCUACCACAACACAUGUGCAUGAGCAGAAUGUUUCAGUGUUGGAGAUACUACAGGAACAAGCCAUAUCAACUCAGUAGUCUCAAACCACUGCUCAAGGCCCUCUACCAGAAAGUGCAUUCAUUGCAAACUGCAGAGAUGUUAUUCCAAAGCCAAGACCUACUACAACAACUGUUGGUUUAAAAAGGCAGAGGAAGAAAAGGGUAGUGAAGACCAAGGAGAACACAAUUCUUGAAGUUUAGAAGAAAAGUGUUAUGAUGCUGUAGUUUGAGCUUGAAAACUAAAAAGCUUCUUUUGAGCUAGAACUGAUUGGUUUGAAAUUAAACCUAGUGUUCUCA